AAGUUGUCUCACAUCUGCGCCAGCCGGCUAAUCCGGCGGCCGGCGCCGACCAAUCAGCGACAAGCUCCGCCCUCGGAGGCGGAGUCUUGUGACGUCUGACGGAUAGACAUGUUUCCAUUGGCUGCGCUCGGCAACAAUUUGUUUGGGGAGGGCGAUAAACAUUUGGCAGGCGUUGUGUUACAACAGUUUACGGAGCGGCGGUGGGACCGGGCGCAGAGCGGACUGUGGGCUCAGUCGUCAGCCAUGGAGGUGCACGGAGAGACGGGCGCUGCCGGUGCUGCCGCCGCCGCCGCCGCCGGGCCGCUCGGGUACAGUGUGCGCGACAUCCUCGGACUGCGCGCCAUCUCCCAGUUCGCCGAGACGCCGCUCGACUUCCGGCUACCCGCGACCGGAGAGCCAGUGCGCUCUCCCAGCGAGCCGCCCUCAGACGCUUCGGACGAGCACGUGACGGUGGACAGUGACGACUCGGAGGGGCCGGCCGGCGAGCCACCGCAGCCGGCCGCGCUGCCGCCGCCGCCGGCCGAGACCGAAGACGGUGACGGAGACGGGGAGGGAGCGCGGACCGAGCCGGCCGCCGGCCAGACGGAGACGGACGGCGAGAAGAAGGCCGGCGCGCUGGUCAAGCCGCCCUACUCGUACAUCGCGCUCAUCACCAUGUCCAUCCUGCAGUCGCCGCAGAAGAAACUGACUCUCAGCGGCAUCUGCGACUUCAUCAUGAACCGCUUCAGCUACUACAAGGCCAAGUUCCCCGUCUGGCAGAACAGUAUCCGGCACAACCUCAGUCUCAACGACUGCUUCGUCAAGAUUCCGCGAGAGCCAGGUAACCCGGGUAAGGGCAACUACUGGACGCUGGACCCGGCCUCGCUGGACAUGUUCGACAACGGCAGCUUCCUGCGGCGCCGUAAGCGCUACAAGCGCCACCAGCCGGACCCGUUCCACGAGCUGUACGGCGCCGCGGCGGCCGCCGCCGCCGGCCGCCUCGAGCCGUACCGGGCCGCGCUCAUGAUGCGCCAGCCGACCGUGCCGCCGCACCCGCACCCGCACGCCCACCCACACGCGCACCCGCACCCGCACCUGCACCCGUACCUGGGGCCGAUGACGUUCGGCGCGCUGCCGCCGGCGCCGCUGCUGCCGCCGCCUGUCAUCAAGCCGGUGCCGGUGGCAGCGCCGCGGCCCGUCCGGCCGCCAGCAGCUCCGUUCAGCAUCGAGGCCAUCAUGGCGCGCGACUCGCAGCACUCGCCUCCGCCGCCGCCACCGGCGCCGCCGAUGGCCGCGCUGCCGUUCCGGCUGGCGGCGCAGGAGCUGUACCGGCUGCAGUGCUCGCUGGGCAGGUGAGGGCCGCUCCGGGCAGCGGCUGAGGUCGGCCGGUGGUGUGUCGGCAGACCCCGCGACCGGCAGCGUGUUAGUCGGGGCCGGACCGUGUGCCGACUGUUACACAAUGGCCGCCGGCCGGACCACCCGGUUUGACCCGGUAAUGCCGCCCGCCGCGCCGACACAGAGGAUAUUUAUCGCAUUCUGUUGUUUAAUUUAAAUAUGUUUUAGAUUGGCUGUUGUCGAUAGUGCGACCUGUGGCUAACAUGCACCGGGCUGCAGUGAGCGCGCUGGGGCCGCGACUCCCGGUCCCGGCUGGGUCGAGGCUCAGUGGGGCCUCGCGGGGUCGGUGGGCCGCCGGCCUGCACCCGGCGCCGCCUGUUGUUUCGAGUCGUUAUGAUCUCAGUGUAUGUGUGUGUGUGCGUGUCACUGACUGACCUGCUUUCAAAGAAUACAUAUUGGAUGUGCUCUGUA
Messenger RNA from Amphibalanus amphitrite, 1785 nucleotides. RefSeq names its product forkhead box protein D1-like. Gene Ontology annotation, molecular function: RNA polymerase II cis-regulatory region sequence-specific DNA binding; DNA-binding transcription factor activity, RNA polymerase II-specific. The record is from RefSeq and is a predicted model, not a curated record. The transcript has a single exon. Gene Ontology annotation, biological process: cell differentiation; regulation of transcription by RNA polymerase II; anatomical structure morphogenesis. The coding region runs from base 109 to 1335 and encodes 408 amino acids. NCBI's taxonomy places the organism in Eukaryota, Metazoa, Arthropoda, Thecostraca, Balanomorpha, Balanidae.